Neocloeon triangulifer is the source of this 3744-nucleotide messenger RNA. RefSeq lists its product as uncharacterized. NCBI's taxonomy places the organism in Eukaryota, Metazoa, Arthropoda, Insecta, Ephemeroptera, Baetidae. Bases 162 to 2897 code for a protein of 911 amino acids. The transcript has 10 exons. Gene Ontology annotation, cellular component: plasma membrane. The record is from RefSeq and is a predicted model, not a curated record.
GAUUCGCCCCCUCACUCCUUCUCAGUGCUUUUCGGUGCCUUGUCGCGAGCACGAGCGCCCAGUCGAUGGCCCCAGCAGGUCGAGCCGAAAAAGCUGCAUAUCAGAUUUAGCGCUUGGAUUGUGAAGUCACCGGACUAAAGGACCAAAAAAGUGUGGCCACCAUGGCUGGACCGAAUUUUAACUCAACCUGUUUGUUUUUGUUGCUCGUUUGUUUUGUGCAGCUGGGACUGUCAAGGAAAGUCGAGCCAAAGAAGGAUCACUGCAACAAGACUGUGGAAAUCUACGAGGACGUGACAAGUCCCGAGGUGACUUCGAUAAACGAAGGCAAGCCCAUGACGUGCUGGUAUCGAUUCCGCUCGUACAGGGGCACGCCUCGCGAUUGGAUUUUGAGGAUAAAAUUCAAGAAAUUCAAAGUAGGCACCUUGGUGAACGCGACUUCUUGCGUCGGCGGAUAUCUGCAGAUUGUGGACGGCAACACGAAGACUGAGGUGAGCAACCGCAGAGACCCGGGCGUAUUUUGCGGCGAGAUCGAGCAGCCCCAGACCUUUAUUUCGGAGACGAGUUUCGUCAAAGUUCAAUUCCACACCGACAACUUCACCGAUCAGACCUACUUCAGUUUUGACUCGCGCGCUGAGCAGCAGUUUGAGGUUUACCUUCGUUAUGGCCAGCAUCCAGAACUUUACCCCAACAGGCGAGGUCAGCCAGUGGCGAACACAUACUGCGAGCGCGUUUUCAGAGACUGCAGGCUGCAGACCUGCUACGUCCAGAGUCCCGCCUACCCUGGCAUCUACCCUCGCAACCUGCACUGCAAGUACUACCUGAACACGCGUCUGCCCUUCAUUAAGCUCUACAUCGAAAACGAGGAGUUCAACAUUGACGGGCAGCGAUGCGAAAACAUCAUGACUUGUCCCAUGCGGCCCAUAUCAGCCAUGGACUGCCCCUAUGAUUAUCUUAGGAUUUACGACGGGAAAGACGAAACUGGCCCAAUCAUUGGCACUUUUUGUGGCAUGGGAAAAUUCCCUUAUUCCAUAAUUGGAACAAGCGAGGACCUGUUUGUUGAGUUCGUGACCUCUGAAGCUGGUCCACUUCUCAACACAGGCUUCCACUUCAACGUGGGCAACUGGCCGGGUCACGUGGAAACAGCUGGUGUUCGAAAUGGGACGUGCAACUGGAUCAUGACCAGCGAACAGUUGGCAGCCUCGGGCGACUCGGAGGGAAUUUUCCUCUCCGUGGCCCAUUGGUACCCGCCACACACUUCUUGCACUUACCUCAUUAAGGGCAAGCCUGGCGAGGUUGUCCGACUUUACUUCCCAAGUUUUAGAAUCAACAGAAUUGAGUCUCCGAUCCGCCACUUUGACGGUGACUGUGGCGAGUCUCUAACAAUUUAUGACGCCUCCUGGCCAGAUGACUCGAAAAUAAUCAAAACGUUCUGCGACACAUUUUCAAAGGCGAUGGAAAAACACGAUUUUGUUUCUACCACCGAGUCGCUUUUUGUGCGAUUUGAGAGCAAAACUGGCAGUUACAGUGGCUCAUCCCUCUACUACUGGGCGCAUUACGACUUCUUCGAUGAUAGGAAGAGUGGAGAAGCCCUUGCAGGAACCCAGUGUGACGAAACCUUCCACAGCUGGAAACGCAGCUACGGUACUCUUCGAAGCCCCAGGAACACCUUGGUCUACAAGAAAAGCGCCAGCACUGCUGAAAACGUGAGCUGCACUUACAGGUUUAUCACAGACAAACGCGUGUUCGGAAGGGUCAUCCUGACGGUGACCAACAUUGCCUUCAAGGACCACCCUUACAGCACAGUUCCUUGCAACGAAUGCUGGCACGAGCAGAUCGACCGGCUUCAAAUUUGGGAGCCAACUUCUCUAAACCUCACUGAUGGAAACAGGUUGGGCUGUCUGUGUAAAGACAACGCGAAGACGCUGCUGCCACUGUCCAUGGUGUCCAAGGGCGACCGGUUGAACGUGCGGCUGCUGGUCGAGCACAGCCACGCGGCGUCCAACUACUUCAAACACUCGGCGCCUCUCUUCGAAGCCAGGUACCAAUUCAUUCACGGCCCGGCGUGCGGUCCAGCCACCAUAUCUGCGUCCAACGAUGGCGAGCUGCAUUUCCCUCACAAGGACUACUACAUGCAGACGCACUACGCGUCGCCGCAGUACUAUUACGCGGACAGCGCGCACCAUCAGAGCACCAGCGCACCACACGAGCAGGACAACAUCGUGCGCUGCAUUUGGGAACUCAAGGUUCACAAAGACCGCGAUCUGUGGUUGCACGUUGACAAAAUCAAAUUUUCGUCGCGCUCGUGCGAGGACGGGCGGCUCGAAUUCUACCUGCCGCACAACGGCGGCGCCGUCGGGGCCGCGAUCGGCGCCGAGCCGUGGAUGCGUAUCUGCGGCGAAAACGUGAGCCAGGCCAAGGACAUUCCGAUCGUGACCAACGCCGAGCUGCUCAACACCGACUACGAGGCCGUCGAGGACAACAUGCUGUCCUCGUCCAUCUUCAUCCACUUCUACGGCCGCCUGCCGGCCAGGUCCGCCUUCAAACUGGCCUGGACGGAACUCUUCCACCUGCCGAGGAACUCGGACGGCUCUGUGGCUACGCAGAGGCUGAGCGCCGACUGCGAGUUCCUCUGUCCAGGCGACUCAGGCGCGUGCAUCUCGUCGCGCCUAGUGUGCAACGGUGUGCAGAACUGCCCGAACGUGAGCUCGGUGGCAUCGGCCGGUGGCGAGACGCACCACGACGAGUCGCCCGACCUGUGCAAGUCGCACCUGCCCGAGCAGGUCAACUGGCUGGCGAUCGCGUUGGGCGCGACUGGCGGCGCCAUCGUCGCCGCCUGCUUCAUCGGCAUGCUGUGCCGCGCGUGCCACAAACGCGACGACGACGACGAGCCCUACUGAUGUUCGACCAAGCCCACGUCGCUCGCCUCAUCCAACGACUCGUCGUGGCAGCGCCAAUGGGAGUUCACCUACAUCCACGUGUGAUCCUUCACCCCAGCACCGAUACACGACUCCCUAGUAGCACCGUGGAUCUGGCAAGUUUUCCUCUUCCAGCCUUUCUCUUUUAUUUAAGUACAUUCUUGAUUCGGAGCAAUUUUAUCGUGUUAACUUCUAAAAUUUCUACAUUUCUAAAUUGAAAAUUUCUUUAAAAUUUCAAACUGUUUCAUUGCUUAUGCUUUUAAAGAAAUUAAAUGUUUCCCUGAAAUCUAACAAGAGAUGGAAAAUAUUUAGGUACAGAAUAUUUUUAGAUUUAUCCAUCUUGUUAUUAAUUUUUCUUAAUUUAUCCCAGCCGAAUUAUUUGACGUGUCUGACAUAAAUUUCAAAUUCCAUUUUUAAUUUUUUAUUAUUAUUUAAAGUUUCUCACCUAUCAUAAUUUUUUUUUAAUUUUCAAAACUCUGCCACAUCCAUGGUGCCAUCCUGUGCCUGUAAAGAGUAGACGCUGCACAUGCCGAAGCCCCAUUUUGUAAAUCGCCCAGUGUAAUUAAACCCUCCUACCGUAAAUCCAUCGUCAAACCCCUUUGUGAUAUACAAACACGGACAAAAUAAUAAUGAAUCGCCCAGAGUGCGCGAGAGACUCGAGCUGCCGCGGCUGAUUGGGAACCGCACAGCCCGAAUUAAUCGCAACGUUUUUAAUCAGAGCGUGUUAAAUGAUUAGUGGCGUGCAUAAUUGAUGGACUUUUUUGUAUGCAGCAAAUGCCGACGAACGUGCGGUGAGCUCCCCAUGCAAUCAGAGGACUUACUGCGAUGA